AUGUCCAAAGCCUGUCUUGCAGAUUUUGUGCUCGGGCUCAAAGGCCUGUGCAUCUUUUCAUUCUUUUCUGAAGCUGCACCUUUCUUCUGUCCUUGGCAGCAACCUCUGUAUUGUUUCCAACUAUUGGAUCCUACUUCGAUGUCGCUGUUGUUUGCUCUAAGCUUUGUACAUGCAUUACCGCAUGUCCAUCCGUCUCAUGUCCUCUUGUCUUCGAGACAGGCAGACGGCGUGGUUGACACCUCAACCUUCCUGAGAAGGGCAUACCACUCUUCUGUUGUGCUGAACAGGCGAGUCUACAUCGACGGCGGAGAGGUGUCCUACAAAAAGGGCGAGGAUAUUACGUACCAGUACUGUAUGGAUUGUCAUUCUGAGCUCAUCGGCAGUCGGCGCCUGACGCAUUCACAGCAAACACAUUGUUGUCGAUAG
Molecule: messenger RNA, 426 nt
Organism: Parathielavia appendiculata
Lineage: Eukaryota; Fungi; Ascomycota; Sordariomycetes; Sordariales; Chaetomiaceae
Exons: 2
Coding region: 1-426 (141 amino acids)
Source: RefSeq, a predicted model, not a curated record